Molecule: messenger RNA, 1587 nt
Organism: Penicillium oxalicum
Lineage: Eukaryota; Fungi; Ascomycota; Eurotiomycetes; Eurotiales; Aspergillaceae
Exons: 3
Coding region: 1-1587 (528 amino acids)
Biological process (GO): regulation of transcription by RNA polymerase II
Cellular component (GO): nucleus
Molecular function (GO): RNA polymerase II transcription regulatory region sequence-specific DNA binding; DNA-binding transcription factor activity, RNA polymerase II-specific
Source: RefSeq, a predicted model, not a curated record
AUGGAAACCAUCGAGCCAAUGCCCUAUGACUUUGCCGGCCAUGGAAUCAGCCCCUAUUCGCAUCGUCGGGCCGUGGAUACGUCUCUCUACUCCUACUACACUCAUCCCACCCCGGCAUCAUACACAGUACCUUAUCAUCAACCAUCCACGUCGGCCGGUUAUAGCUACGGGGCUGCGGCGUUGAGUUCGGCAUCUCAUCCCUACCAGUACUUGAUGACCAGUCAGCCACCCCUGACGGCACCCAGUCGAGUCUCGACAGAGACGCAGUCCACCCAUGGAGCUCAGGUGCCACACUAUUCAGGACAUGCGCAGCCGUCGCUGAAGCAUCAUGCGGAGCCCCAAUCACAACCACAUCGAAAAGCGCAAGACCUCCUACACCUCCAUCAGCAUCAGCAUCAGCCUCAACAUCAAUCUCAACCUCCAAAUCAUCGCCUCGAGCCAACUCAGCCCCAUCGACCAUCAACCACCCUCCAGAUUCUCCCAGAGAUUCGACCCGCGAAGAACGCCAUCAAUCCCAUUCCCACCGCUCGUGCUGCAAACUAUGCGUCCUCAUCAUCCACACUUGCAACACCACCUGCAUCAUCUUCAUCGUCAAUCACACAGCCUUCUUCCCACUCAGCCCCCAGGUCCAGUCACUCUUCUUCCACAACCUCUAGCUCCACCUCCAGCUCCAGCACAGCGCCCAGCACAGACACCGAAUUCUCCACCGAAGUCGAUGUUCUCAUGAAAGCCAUCCAAUCCAAGCCCACCGAGGCACUUACUUCCAUUCCUCUCCCCACGCCGCUUCAACAGGCGUCGGUCCUGCCUCCUCUGCAGCAACUUCACCCCCACGGGCUGGGGUAUCCCACCUCAUCGGGGACUUAUCCCAUGCCCGUCUCCUCAUCUCACAGUCUCAGUCGCCCAGAACAAGGACAGCUGUCCAGGUCGGGCAAGAAGAGAAAGUAUACUUGCACACUACCGAAUUGCGGCAAGAGUUUUGCCCAAAAGACACAUUUGGAUAUUCAUCACCGGGCGCAUUCGGGGGAGAAGCCUUUUAUCUGCAAGGAGCCCUCAUGUGGACAGCGAUUCUCCCAACUCGGCAAUCUCAAGUCCCAUCAAAACAAAUUCCACGCCUCCACCCUCCGCAAUCUCACCCUGAGAUUCGCCUCCAUGGGUGACGCCGGCCCUACCAACCCAGCUGACCGUGAACUGUGGGAGUAUUUCGCAGAACUCUACAAGAACAGCAACAAGGGAAUCAAAGGCCGAGGCAAAGAUCGACGGAUUUCAACGCCCAUCACUUCUUCCGGCGCCACCUCCACUACUUCCCCAUCUUCAUUAUCUUCUUCUUCCUCUUCCUCUGCGUCUUUCUCUCCCGACAACACCCUGUCUCGAUCAAACUAUGACCGUGGCCAUUCUCGGAUCUUGACGGGGAGAAUGUCCUCAAUGGAGUCAGAUGAAGAUGGAAGACUCAUGUACCCGGGCUACGAGAGCCGAGGGACUUCCAUGUCAUGCAGCAGUGAGGGCGACGCAAUGGAAUGUGAAGAGAGAGAUGUUGGAAGUGGAGUGGAUGGAUCGGGCGCAUAUUAUCUGGAGAGGAGGUUCGUCUGA